Messenger RNA from Halichondria panicea, 1040 nucleotides. RefSeq lists its product as uncharacterized. NCBI's taxonomy places the organism in Eukaryota, Metazoa, Porifera, Demospongiae, Suberitida, Halichondriidae. The record is from RefSeq and is a predicted model, not a curated record. The transcript has 5 exons. The coding region runs from base 112 to 795 and encodes 227 amino acids.
GUACCUGGGACUUUUCAAAAGCACCUAGAUCUGUAUGAUAGCUAUAGCUAGCUACUUCAAUAAAAGCAACCUGAUCCAAGGCAAAAUAAUGAAUACCAAGAAAAGAAGAACAUGCCUGGAAACAAGCUCAGCUACUUACUUGUGGUCAUAACCCUGGCUAUCUUUGUGCUACAAGCACAAGCAGACACAGAUCAAGAACAGGAUCCAGCUGGAGAUACAAUAUUCCUUAAUGUGAACAAGACAAAAAUCACCUUCAAGAUCACCUCAAAGGAUUCGUCCCUCCGAAACCUCGUUCUGAAUGUGGCGGUCGGAACAUUUCGUGUACAUCGAGAAAAGCCUCGAGGCAGUUACACUGUUACCUAUAAUAGUUGUAAAGACAGUAACCAACCCACAUGGCAGUGUAUGGAGGCACAAAUAACGCUGUGGAGAAGAAAACACAGAUUCCAGAGCAUUUCAUUCAGCCUCUACAAUAUAUCAUCAUUUAGGAAAGUGAAGACUCUUUCCACAAUUAAACUCCAGCGCCAUCGACCACCUACUACUACUGGCCCCACUGACCAGACACCAACUACUGCUAGUAUUGUCGUCAAUACUGACAGUAACAAAGGAGCUCUUGAUUCUGCUUCCAUGGGACUAAUCAUUGCCGUAGCUGUUUGUGUGCUGAUCAUCGUGGCUCUAAUAGCAACAUUAGCUAUGGUGGUGGUGUACAUGAAGAGGAACAAAAAAAUUUCCACUCAGCAAGAUCCAGAGCAGCCAGUCCACAGCCAACUAGACAGUCAACAGCUUGCAUCUGACUAAGGGACUGGAGAACCCAUUCAAUAGCAUUGUUGAGUGUCAGCAAUUUCAGUGACUGAAUUGAGAACUGAAGCACACGAGCAGUGAAGACAAUUGUGCUGUUACAUCAUCCCUGAUACUCAACCUUGUACUGACUAACUAUAUUAUAGUAGUUACAUAUAUGUACGUAUAUUAUUGCUUUGGAAAAUUUUAUUUUUGUAUACUCUUAUGAGUAGUUAUUAUGCUCAAUUAAAUAUUUCGUAUUCUAA